Molecule: messenger RNA, 3320 nt
Organism: Eublepharis macularius
Lineage: Eukaryota; Metazoa; Chordata; Lepidosauria; Squamata; Eublepharidae
Gene: STRA6
Product: signaling receptor and transporter of retinol STRA6
Exons: 18
Coding region: 253-2247 (664 amino acids)
Biological process (GO): vitamin A import into cell
Cellular component (GO): plasma membrane
Molecular function (GO): retinol transmembrane transporter activity; signaling receptor activity
Source: RefSeq, a predicted model, not a curated record
UUGGAAAUAGCAGCUGCAGAGUAUAGGGUUCAUGUACCUCUCCAAACCCUGAACAGUGGGGAACGGACCCCUGUUAUUGGGGGUGUGUGGAUUAAACCAGGAAAGGAAUACAUCAGCGAAUUUACCCUGCCUGUGUCUUUUGAACAUUACAGAGCCCUUAUUGAGACUUUUGUCUACCUGCCGUGGAGCAAGUUCGUAUCACUUAGCCAGCGCAGCUGCGGGAGACCUUGAGUGCAGAAAGAAGAAAAAGGGAUGGCGUCAGAGGAACUGAGGAGUGACCCUAACUUAGGCGUCAACAGCAGCUAUUUUUACGAUGACAACUGGUACAUAUCAGAGCCAAUGGGAAACCUGGAUGACAUGAAUCCUGAUGCUAUCUCAGACUGCCACCCUACUGUCCCUUAUUAUCUCUACCAUGCCUGCAUGGCUCCAAUAUCUCUUGCCGUAUUGCUUGGUCUAUCUCUGCUGAUUAAACGAAAGCAUCGCUAUAAAAACUGUUUGGGGGGAGCUCCUGGCCUUUUGAGCCCCGUGCAUUUCUUGGAAGAGGAGGGAAACAAGGGGCUGACAGUAGCUGUGUUCGGCAUCCUCUUCUCCUCCUUAUGUGUGCUGGUUCUAGAUGCCAACCCCCUGCCUUUCAUCUCCAGCUCUUCUCCGCACAGUCGAGAGUACUGGAAGAUCAUGGCUUUGCUCUAUUACCCUGCCUUCUACUACCCCUUAAUUGCAUGUGCUACAGUCCGACACAGAAUUGGGUACUUCUUUGGCUGCUUGUUGUCGUGGUGCCAUUGUGUGGUCCAUAUCUGGCAGAAGGUGGAAUGCCCCGAGUCACCCAAGAUUUAUAGGUACUAUUCCCUGCUCUCUUCUCUCCCUAUAAUUUUAUGCCUGAUGGUUCUGAGUCUCUGGUAUCCUGUACAGCUUGUCGAGAGCUUCCGACAGAAGAGGAAGACGGUUGGAGAGGUACCUGGAAAUGGAUAUUACAAAGAAUAUCUGAAGAAUAUUCUGGCUAAAAGACCACCGAAGAGAAGUACCAGCAAAGCCAAGCCAAGUGUGUUUUCAAGAAUCCAGUCAUAUAUGAGGUCUUACAUAUACACACCACAGGAAGGUUUCCAGAUCCCUCUGAAACUGGCCGUCUCGCUAGCCAUGGCUGUGAUUGCUGUCUACCAGGUAGCCCUCCUGCUUCUCGUCACAUUCGUCCCCUGCAUCCAGAUAGUGAGGGCUGGCAUGACAAAGGAAGUGACCGUCUUGUUGGUCCAGUUUGGCCUCGUUCCCAGUGAAAACACAGCGGGUCUUCCUGGAGACAAGGAACUGGCAACAGCAAAGCACUAUGUCUGGUCCCUGGAAGUGUGCUUCGUCUCCUCCCUUGUCAUCUCCUGCCUGUUGACUUUCAGCAUGCUGAUGAGGUCCCUGGUGAGGCACAGAAGUAAUCUCCAGCGUCUGUACCGAGGGGCAGUUCUUAAUGUUUUCCAUCGACCCCGCAAGCUCCAGCCUUCCCAACAGGCCCUUGUGUGCUGGAUGUGUUUUACUAGCUUCCAGGCAGCGUUCACUUGCUUGGGUCUGCUCAUCCAGCUCGUUGUUUUUUUCAUCUGCACUGUGAGUUUCACUUUCCUUGUGGUCAUCCCUUUGCAGUCUGGCACCAACACAUACCUCUUUAAGAUUGUGAAGAACAUGUGGCCCUUCUGGUUGACUUUGGUGGUUUCUGUCAUUGUGCAGAACUUGCUGACGCACUACUGUUUUCUCAAACGAGGCCAUCUGCCAAAGGAGUUGACCAACAGGCGAGCUUUGUAUAUUGUGACGUAUCUCCUCUUCCCAGUAAAUGUAUUGGUGGGGGUCCUGGCAGGUAUUUGGAGAAUGGUGAUCUCUGCACUUUACAAUGUUGUCCACUUCUGCCAGCUAGACGUUAGCCUCCUCAGCCAUGGGGCAGAAACCUUUGAUCCAGGCUACCGCACUUAUUGUUACUACUUGAAAAUUGAGGUCAGCCAAUCGCACCCUGCUAUGAAAGCCUUCUGCUUAUUACUCCUCCAAUCACACAGCCCCCAGGGGCCGAAGGGACUCCAUCCCGGCGAUAUAGAAGAAGGGGUGAUGCUGAUGAAGACCAAGCAGCUGGCAUCAAAAACAUCCCAGCAGAAGCAGAAUCGUGCCCGAUGGUGCCUGGCCUACACUCUCCUCCACAACCCUUCACUUCUGCCUUACCGGAAGGGGUUUCUGGCGAACGCCGCAGCCAACGGGAUGCAAAUCAGCCUGGGGAAGCCUUGAUAGUAGAAACGCCCCAGCUUUGGGGGCAACAAUGGACCACUAUGGGGAAGGGACCCUGUGUUACAUCCUGAUCCCUUUGUACCCACUCUUCCCCCUUCCGUGCCCUAUUUCUCUGUAGGCCCCUCUUGUAGCCUUACCGCAAGGCUACAAUCUGGUUGCCCUGAGUAUACAGCCUGCUGUUUCCAGGGCACAAGACAGUCUGAUAAUAUGGAAACAGCAUGAAACUGAAGACAAGCUACGUGGAUCCAAAGACACCGUUUCUACCCCUCCUCCCUCCAAGCUUCUCCAGAAUGUGCCUUUUUCUUUUACUGCUAUUAGGAAUCCCAAAGUUUCUAGCCCCCCAAGCAUUUGCUGGGUUUUGGUUCUGUGUGUGUGUGUGUGUGUGUGUGUGUGUGUGUGUAUUGGAUGUUACGAAGAAUUGUAAGCUGUGUGCAUGCUUAGCUUGCGCCCACCAGACUUUGCCUUGGGAAAUUCUUUGAGUCUUUUUUUUUUAAAGCUCUUGUGCUGCUCCCAAAGGCAGAUCUGGGAUGCUUGUGUAAUGAUCAUGACAAACUCCAUUUCAAAAGGGCUUAAAAAGUGAAUUACGGUGGACAGGAGGGUGAAAAGUCUCAAUGAAAGAAUUUUUAAAAAGACGUUUUGCUCUCCAAGCUGUCAAGCGCUUCUGUCUACCGGUACUUCUUGGGAAUGCCAGAGUGUGCCUUUGGGCUAUUGUCACUGUUGUCCCUUCUGCCUGAGAAAUAUUUGAAAUGCAAUUUGGCAGUUUCUUUGCUUUGCAUAACUUGCCUAGUGCACAGAUUCUGCUUCUGUACUGGUACCAUCACUUCCUCUUCCCAGGUAGACUGGAAAAUACUUCUCUUUGCUCCCUAUUUCUUGACGUUUCCUAGGAGAAAACUGGCCAGGUAAGCUUUGGAGGCCAGCGAAGGUAGAAUAACUGUAGAAUGCAGAGAGUCGAACUCUCCAGUAAAAAAGAAAUAAUAAAUAUAACUUCAUUGUUUCCUUCUGGUAAUGCUGUCUGUAAAGGGCUACAAGCUUGGCAAGGGUCUAUUCUCCCUGGCAGCAUCUCUCUGCGGGAG